AUGUCAUUAGAUGCUUUGUUGAACAGUGACGAAGGUCAUACAACAACUCGUCAAGAGUUUCUAUGUCGAAUGAAAGAAAGGUUUAGUCGCAUAUGCCAUAGGGAUGUUCGUGAGCAACAGUAUCAAGAUUGGAAGUAUCUUAGUUAUCAGGAGUUUGAAUUAGUAAAUGAGUGGAGUGGUCAAAGUCGUGAUUUGACCAUUAAUCAAUGUGAUCAGUUACUUACCCAUGUUAAGAGUGCACAAGAUGAAUGGCUAGGUUAUGAAGAGUUUUUAUUAGGGCGUGAUAAAGUUUUGGCUGAAGUUGAGGAGCAGCAAGAGGAGGAGCAGCAAGAGGAGGAAGAUAGGGAGAAAGGACAGGUGAAGCUGGGUGACGGUAAAAAGAGUGGUAAGAAGGGGGUGGUUGCUGGUGCUGAGAUUGUUUUGAAUGGCGGUAGAAAGGGAAGUGUUGCUCGCGUUGAGGAAGAGGAGGUUAUUGAGGACGGGGAGGAGGAUUUGAAUGACGAGGAAGAGGAGGACGAGGAAGAGGAGGAAGAAGAGGAGUUGGAGGAUCUGGAAGACAUCCAAUUGAUUGAUGAUGACAACGAUAAGGACUUCUCGCCUGAGGGCGGGCGGACUAAAUCGGCUAUUAAGUUGAACACUAAGAUCGACAUCAACUCCGAUAUUGCGCUGAUACAGAAGGAGCUGGGUAAGAUGACGCAGAAGCAGAAGAAUGCGAAGGCCAAGAAGCGUAAGUUUACCAGUUGUGUAGUUCAGAGCUACGACUGGGAGCACCAGAAGAUUGAGGUGAAGGUCACGUUGAAGCAGCUCCAUAUAAGGCGGUUGAAGCGGUUGGUGAAUGAGGCCAAGCGGAAGCGCUCUGCUGAGGAAGCUGCAGUCAAUGAACAGCAAGCCAGUUCCUCUAAGAAAAGGAAAACAGGGCAGAAGUCUAAACCGCCUGGUACUGCUUCUGGAGAGGACGGCGCUUGCGCUCCUGAUUCUGCGGCAACAGGGGUCGGAUUCAAGACGAAUGGAGAUGCCGAUUCUGUGGAAGCUCAAGCUGCUGUUAUUCCUGAUAUCAAUCCCACUACAGGACUACCUACAUAUGGUAUGAAAAUGACUGCGAAGGAGGCCAGAGCUAUACAGAGACACUACGAUACAACUUAUAUUACUAUCUGGAAAGAUAUGGCACGUAAGGAUUCUGCAAAGAUGUCUAGGCUGGUGCAGCAGAUCCAGUCUAUUAGAUCCGCAAACUUUAAGAAGACUUCUUCGCUUGUGGCCAGGGAAGCUAGAAAAUGGCAGACGAGAAACUUCAGGCAGGUUAAGGAUUUCCAGACUAGAGCUCGUAGAGGUGUUAGAGAAAUGUUGAGUUUCUGGAAGAAGAAUGAGCGUGAGGAGCGCGAAUUGAAGAAGAAGGCCGAGCGUGAAGCAAUUGAGCAGGCUAAGAAGGAGGAAGAAGAAAGAGAGUCUAAGAGACAGUCAAGGAAGUUGAAUUUCUUGUUGACUCAAACUGAAUUGUAUUCGCAUUUCAUUGGUAGCAAGAUCAAAACUAGUGAGCUGGAAGGAAAUAUGGGUGAUUUUUCUAUUGCUUCCGUUUCGGUGGAAAACGCUACGAAUUUACUAAAAACUGAAUCCAAGAAGACUGCCAUUAACACAAUUGACUUUGAUAACGAAGAUGACGAGGAAUUGCGUCGCAAAGCAGCCCAGAAUGCUUCUAACGCAUUGAAGGAAACUCAAAAUCAAGCAAAUGCAUUUGAUCAAGAAAAUGGUGGCAAUGAUGAGGAACUUAACUUCCAAAAUCCUACAUCGCUUGGUGACAUUACAAUUGAUCAGCCUAAAAUGUUGGCUUGCACUUUGAAGGAGUACCAAUUGAAGGGUUUAAAUUGGUUAGCAAACUUGUAUGAUCAAGGUAUCAAUGGUAUUUUGGCAGACGAAAUGGGUUUGGGUAAAACUGUUCAGUCUAUUUCUGUUUUGGCGCAUUUGGCUGAACGCUAUAAUAUCUGGGGACCAUUUAUUGUUGUUACUCCAGCGUCUACCUUACAUAACUGGGUGAAUGAAAUACAAAAGUUCGUCCCUGAUUUCAAGAUCCUACCAUAUUGGGGUAAUGGUAAUGACAGGAAAGUGUUGAGAAAAUUCUGGGAUAGAAAGCACUUACGUUAUAAUAGGGACGCUUCAUUUCAUGUCAUGGUCACAUCUUAUCAGAUGGUUGUAUCUGACGCUGCUUAUUUGCAAAAAAUGAGGUGGCAGUACAUGAUAUUGGAUGAAGCACAGGCAAUUAAGUCAUCUCAGUCUUCCCGUUGGAAGAAUUUAUUGAGUUUCCACUGUCGUAACAGAUUAUUGUUGACAGGUACCCCAAUUCAAAAUAGUAUGCAAGAAUUAUGGGCAUUGUUGCACUUUAUUAUGCCUUCUUUAUUUGAUUCUCACGACGAAUUCAACGACUGGUUUUCAAAAGAUAUCGAAUCGCAUGCGCAGUCUAACACACAGUUGAAUCAACAACAGUUGCGUCGUUUGCAUAUGAUUUUAAAACCUUUCAUGUUAAGACGUAUAAAGAAAAAUGUCCAAUCUGAAUUAGGUGAUAAAAUAGAAAUUGAUGUGAUGUGUGAUCUAACCUUUAGACAGGCCAAACUAUAUCAAGUGCUAAAAUCUCAGGUUUCAUCCGCUUCAUAUGAUGCCAUAGAGAAUGCAGCAAGUAGUGGAAGUGGGGAUGAGACAGGAAACUCGUUGCCUACGUCUGAUUCCAAGAUUAUGAAUACUGUUAUGGAGUUUAGAAAAGUUUGUAAUCAUCCAGAUUUGUUCGAGAGAGAGGACGUUAGGUCACCAUUUGCAUUUAGUAGUUUUGGUCAGGGUGCCGUUAGAGGGGGGGAUAUUAUUGACAUGCAGUAUUCAUCAAAAAGCCCUAUAGAUUACCAUUUGCCAAGGCUAAUCUAUGAUGAUAUUAUAUUGCCGAAUUAUCAAAACGUUGUUGAUAUGAGGAAUAAACUAUUGUUCCAUACUAUGAAUAUUUUCCACCCUUCUACGUCGUCCACGCUUUGUGGUAAGCUUUCCAAAAUAACUGGUGAUGCUCCAGGUUCCUUAAUACAAUUGUCUCACAAAAGUUUUAUGGAAAGAACACUUGAUUUGUUUCCAACUCAAAAUCCUCUAAAAGAUAUUAUACCCAUUGUUUAUAGCGAAGAGGAUGAUGAUAUUUCUCCAUUACAAAGGUCUUUGUUGAUCACGAACAAAAUCAAUUACUUGGAAAAUUUAUCUCGUACUACGCAAAAUGGUGUCUUAGAGGCCUUGUUGAAUAUUAAAGCGAAGUGCUAUGAGGACCAAUAUUUAAAUGUAAUGCGUCCCGCAUACUGUCCUGCUGUUUCAGCUCCGCCUAUUAAUCUGCAUGUUUUAGGCUCCAGAAACUUCAUGAUUAGAAAAGAGGAAGAAAUGUUUGAUCCAAGAAUAUGCCAAAGUUUAAGUAUUAUCCCUCCAGUUAUACAAAAUCGGAUAGUACAAAAGCUUGAUAGUGAUUUUGUUGGAUUACCUACCUGUGAACUAUUCCCAGCUCCGCUCAAUAAGAGUUUCUCGUCUUAUAUUUCAAUGCCAUCCAUGGAUAGAUUUAUUACCGAGUCUGCAAAAUUGAAGAAGUUAGAUGAACUUCUAGUUAAACUAAAGGAAGGUGGUCACCGUGUUUUGAUUUACUUCCAGAUGACAAGAAUGAUGGAUUUGAUGGAAGAGUAUUUAACAUACAGGCAGUAUAACCACAUUAGGUUAGAUGGUUCUUCCAAACUAGAGGAUCGUCGUGACUUAGUUCAUGAUUGGCAAACGAAAUCAGAAAUCUUUAUAUUUUUGUUGUCUACAAGAGCAGGUGGUUUAGGUAUCAAUUUGACAUCAGCGGACACAGUUAUUUUCUUUGAUUCUGACUGGAAUCCAACUAUUGAUUCCCAGGCAAUGGAUAGAGCGCAUAGAUUGGGUCAAACAAGGCAGGUUACUGUAUAUAGAUUGUUAGUUAAGGGAACCAUUGAGGAAAGGAUGAGAGAUAGAGCAAAACAGAAAGAACACGUCCAACAGGUUGUUAUGGAAGGCAAGACCAAGGACAACAAUGUUCAAACUGUAUUAGCGAAUGGUAAACCACUAGAAUCUGAACAGAGUCCUCGAGUCUAG
Molecule: messenger RNA, 4110 nt
Organism: Eremothecium sinecaudum
Lineage: Eukaryota; Fungi; Ascomycota; Saccharomycetes; Saccharomycetales; Saccharomycetaceae
Gene: INO80
Product: chromatin-remodeling ATPase INO80
Exons: 1
Coding region: 1-4110 (1369 amino acids)
Biological process (GO): DNA repair; DNA-templated transcription; chromatin remodeling
Cellular component (GO): nucleus; Ino80 complex
Molecular function (GO): ATP binding; ATP-dependent chromatin remodeler activity; DNA binding
Source: RefSeq, a predicted model, not a curated record